AUGGAAGGAGGUCUGGGAUUCAGGAACCUAUUGUGUUUCAACAAAGCAAUGCUGGGGAAGCAGGUUUGGAGGUUGAUUAGAUACCCAAAUCUGUUGGUCAGUAGAAUUCUAAAGUCUAAGUACUACCCCAAGGAUUCCAUUUUGAAUUGUGAGACCCCCAAGAAUGCUUCUUGGUUUUGGCAAAGUAUCAUAUCAGCAAGAGAGGCAAUCAAGGGGGGCAUACUGAAAAGAGUGGGAUCAGGGAAGAGCAUAAGAAUAUGGAAAGACCAAUGGAUUCCAAAUAAUCUAAAUGGAAGGCCUACUACUGGAAUGCCAGCAAGUGGAGAGGAGCAAAAGGUGGAAGAACUGAUUUCAAAUUUCAGAUGGAAAAGGAAUGAGAUAUACAGGAGGUUCAAUAGGGAGGAUGCUGAGAACAUUUUGAAGAUACCCAUCAGUCUGUCAAGAUCAGGGGACAUGCAUUUCUGGACUCAUUGCAAGAAUGGGGAGUUUUCAGUUAAAUCAUGCUAUCAGGUACUGCUUAAGGAAGACAGAAGUAUGGAGAGGGGAGCAAAAGGAGAAGCUGGAUCGAGUUAUGAUGACUCCAACAAACAAAUCUGGAAAACUCUUUGGAGUCUGAAUAUCAAGCAUAAGAUCAAGCUAUUUAUAUGGAGGUGCAUUACUAACACAUUAACAGCCAGGGAAACAAUCUUCAGGAGGACAAAACAAGGAUCGCCUAUCUGUUCAAGGUGUGGAGAUAGAAUGGAAACGAUUGAACACAUUCUAUUUCAUUGCCAUCAGGCUCAGAAGGUAUGGAAGCUAGCACCAAUCCAGUGGGAUGGAAUUCAGAAUCAAACAGGGUGCUUCAAGAAGUGGUGGGCAGCAUUAAGUCAAACUACAAGCAGAGCUGAAGGAAGACAGCAUAUUGCCUUGACUGCUAACUUGCUAUGGCAGCUAUGGAAGGAUAGAAAUGAGAUGGAAUUUGAAGGGAAAGAAAGAGAGGGCCUGAAAAUUGUGCAAAAAGCCAGUGCAGAAUGGAUGGAAUAUGAGGAAGCUUGGAAAGGAAAGAACGAGAAAAGUACAUCAGAAACAGAUGGAGCUAUUGGAAGUGCAAGGGAAAGAGGAAGGGAGGAGGGAGAGCUGCUGGAACUUCAGAUAGCUACUAAGAAAGCAGCAGUGGGACAUAAAUUGGGGAUUGGCAUCGUAGCUAAGGAGGCUGGAGGGAGGAUCAGAGCUGAGUGGACGUUAGUGGAAAGGAGUGCGCACAGGGACAUUCAAGAUGAAGCUGUGGCAGUAAGAUUGGCACUAAUGAAAGCAAAACAACAAGGAUGGCAAAGAAUCAAAAUCAUUAGUGCCAACAAGCAACUCAUUGCCUUGCUAAAAGCUGGGAAAGGCGACAAUCCGAAUACUGCCACACUGGUCGAAGACAUAAAUGUGUUAGCUAAUCUGUUUCAAAUGUGCUCUUUUGAGGUUAGGAAUAUUAGUAAUAUGUCUUUAAGUAAUCAAAUUAGCCAUUAUGCCCUGAGCAUACUUAUGGAUGAGGAGAGAUUUUUUGGCUCUCCUUAA
Molecule: messenger RNA, 1542 nt
Organism: Coffea eugenioides
Lineage: Eukaryota; Viridiplantae; Streptophyta; Magnoliopsida; Gentianales; Rubiaceae
Exons: 1
Coding region: 1-1542 (513 amino acids)
Molecular function (GO): nucleic acid binding; RNA-DNA hybrid ribonuclease activity
Source: RefSeq, a predicted model, not a curated record